Copidosoma floridanum is the source of this 858-nucleotide messenger RNA. RefSeq names its product proteasome assembly chaperone 2. Lineage: Eukaryota; Metazoa; Arthropoda; Insecta; Hymenoptera; Encyrtidae. Gene Ontology annotation, cellular component: cytosol; nucleus. Gene Ontology annotation, biological process: proteasome assembly. The record is from RefSeq and is a predicted model, not a curated record.
CAGUGUGUUGUCAAAACUGCAAGUUAUAGAAAACACGAGAGGCAGCGUGACUCGUGAAAAACACAAAAUUUCCAUUGAAAAAAUGUUAAAAGUCCAGGAAGAUCUGAAGGUGGAGGGUUACACGUUGGCCGUGCCCUCGGUGUCCGUAGGCAACGUCGGCCAAUUGAGCGUCGACCUGUUGAUCUCGACGCUGGGCAUGUGCCGGGUGGGUCGGAUCUACGACGACUGUUUCAUCCCACUCGCGGGGUCGGAUCCUUACGACGAGAGCAGCGAGGAUAUUUGCACGGCCGUGGAUGUUUACGUCAGUCACGAGAGUAAAAUCGUCGCGGUGCAGAUAAGGUCGCCGCUCGUGAGAAGGCCAACGAGUUUUUUUCACGAGGUGCUGAAUUUCGUGACGGACCGCAAGAUUUCAAGGGUGAUCAUUUUGACGAGUAGUUUUGGGCACGAAAAAAGGGACAAAGAGUUGAGGACAGUUCCAUUUCGUUAUUUGGCCACUGAAAACGUAACUGCGGAAUGUGGCAAACAGUUUGAUGCGUUGUCUUGGAUAACUUUGGAGCCGAAACAAGAUGAAUUCAGUGGUCAGUCGAUUUUGCAGAUUCACGGGGGUGGUUUUGCCAAAACUAUGUUCGAUCUUCUACAGAAGGAAAAUGUUCCUUGCACAGUGAUACUUAAGUUUUGUUCGGAAGGUGAUAACAUACCGGAUGCUUGCGAGCUGAUCAACUAUUCAAAUCAGUGGCUAAAGAUUAUUCCAGUUCACGAUAACAAUUUGUGUAAAUUGAAAUUUCCACCUUCUUGGAAAUUUUUGUUUGGUAAUUUGCCACCUAAAGAGUUGUAUUAAUAAAAAAUACAAUUUUUGUA